CAGUCUCUCCUUCGUAUUUUACUUUGUGUCGUCGUCGCUUUUGUGAACAAAAAAUACGAGAAAAAGUUAGAGGCAACGAAAUUUUGCUUCAGCAUUUUGAGCAAAAUUUCAAGAAACAAGUGCAACACAGCUAGCAACUCACUGCAGAUUUUGUUUUGUAUCCCCGUCGUGAACAAAAGCCAUCAAAAUUGAGUCGACAAAGAUUGACGAGACUUUUCCUCCAACAACUGCUAUGGAGGAUAAAGCAACAACAAAAGAUCUAGAUCAAUGGAUUGAGCAGUUAAACGAAUGCAAUCAAUUGACAGAAACACAAGUUCGCACCCUUUGCGAUAAGGCAAAAGAAAUUCUUUCAAAGGAAUCCAAUGUGCAGGAGGUCAAAUGUCCCGUCACCGUGUGCGGAGAUGUCCACGGACAGUUUCACGAUCUGAUGGAACUGUUCCGGAUAGGCGGCAAAUCGCCCGAUACAAAUUAUUUAUUUAUGGGCGACUAUGUGGAUCGUGGCUACUAUUCGGUGGAGACGGUCACAUUGCUGGUAUCGCUAAAGGUUCGCUACCGGGAGCGCAUCACCAUUCUGCGCGGCAAUCACGAAUCGCGCCAGAUAACACAGGUGUAUGGCUUCUAUGAUGAAUGCCUGCGCAAGUAUGGCAAUGCGAAUGUGUGGAAGUAUUUUACCGAUUUGUUCGACUACUUGCCAUUGACGGCGCUGGUGGAUGGCCAAAUCUUUUGCCUGCACGGCGGCCUCAGUCCGUCAAUUGAUAGCUUGGAUCAUAUACGGGCAUUGGAUCGCUUGCAGGAGGUGCCCCACGAGGGACCCAUGUGCGAUUUGCUCUGGUCCGAUCCCGAUGACAGGGGUGGCUGGGGCAUCUCGCCCCGUGGAGCUGGCUACACCUUUGGACAGGAUAUAUCAGAAACAUUUAACAAUACAAACGGCCUUACACUGGUCUCGCGUGCACAUCAGCUGGUCAUGGAGGGCUAUAACUGGUGUCAUGAUCGCAACGUUGUCACAAUAUUCUCAGCGCCAAACUAUUGCUACAGAUGCGGCAAUCAGGCGGCACUCAUGGAACUGGAUGAUUCACUUAAAUUUUCAUUCCUACAAUUUGAUCCCGCACCGCGACGCGGCGAGCCACACGUAACGCGAAGAACACCAGAUUAUUUCCUUUAAACUGUUUUUGCGCUCGGCAAAUGCAGCUUACAACAUUUACACACAUUAUUACAUAAAAAAGAAAAAAACAAAAAGUUUAAAGAAAAUCAACCACAAAAAAACAAAAACAAAAAAAUAAACAAAAAGCAAAAAGUAUGUAUGGCAAGCCGUUGAAAGAAUAACAAUAAGAACAACAACAAACUUCAACAACAA
Molecule: messenger RNA, 1354 nt
Organism: Drosophila novamexicana
Lineage: Eukaryota; Metazoa; Arthropoda; Insecta; Diptera; Drosophilidae
Gene: mts
Product: serine/threonine-protein phosphatase PP2A
Exons: 4
Coding region: 233-1162 (309 amino acids)
Biological process (GO): mitotic cell cycle; peptidyl-serine dephosphorylation
Cellular component (GO): cytosol
Molecular function (GO): protein serine/threonine phosphatase activity
Source: RefSeq, a predicted model, not a curated record